Molecule: messenger RNA, 3418 nt
Organism: Zalophus californianus (California sea lion)
Lineage: Eukaryota; Metazoa; Chordata; Mammalia; Carnivora; Otariidae
Gene: SENP2
Product: SUMO specific peptidase 2
Exons: 16
Coding region: 178-2139 (653 amino acids)
Biological process (GO): protein desumoylation
Cellular component (GO): nucleus
Molecular function (GO): deSUMOylase activity
Source: RefSeq, a predicted model, not a curated record
CGGGGGGGGCCUCCUAUAGCCCUCAGGACGUUUUAUCUGUGGGCCCUCCGAUAGCGUCACAAGUCGGCGACUGAGCCUUGGCGGUGGUGGCCGAGGCGGCGAAGGCGGCAGCGGCGGCGACAGCUCUGGGGUUUGCGUCUCGGGGUGUGUCGGCCGCCGCUGCUGCUUGGGCCUGGUAUGUACAAAUGGCUGGUUAGGAUUCUCGGCACCAUUUUCCGUUUCUGUGACCGGCCGGUGCCCCCAACCCGGGCCCUCCUGAAGAGGCGGCGCUCGAACAGCACUUUGUUUUCUACAGUGGACGCUGAUGAGAUACCAGCCAAAAGACCAAGAUUAGAUUAUUUCAUUCACCAAGUCAAAACCAGUCUCUACAAUGCUGCCAGCUUAUUUGGAUUCCCAUUCCAGCUGACCACAAAACCCAUGGUAACUUCUGCUUGUAAUGGAACACGGAAUGUGGCCCCUUCAGGAGAGGUAUUUUCGAACUCUUCAUCUUGUGAACUGACAGGUUCUGGAUCCUGGAACAACAUGCUGAAACUGGGUAAUAAAUCUCCUAAUGGAAUAAGUGACUAUCCGAAGAUCAGAGUGACAGUAACCCGAGAUCAGCCCCGCAGAGUCCUGCCUUCCUUUGGUUUUACUUUGAACUCAGAGGGGUAUAACAGAAGACCAGGUGGCCGUCGUCAUAGCAAAGGCCCUUCAGAGAGUUCCUUAACCUGGAAGCCUCAGGAACAGGUUGUAACAGAGAUGAUUUCUGAAGAGGGUGGCAAGGGUCUGAGGCGUCCCCACUGUACCGUGGAGGAGGGUGUUCAAAAAGAGGAAAGAGAGAAAUACCGAAGGUUAUUGGAGCGACUUAAAGAAAGUGGUCAUGGAAACUCUGUUCCUCCUGUAACUCCAACUUAUCACAGCUCUCAAAGAAGUCAGAUGGACACAUUAAAGACCAAAGGCUGGGGGGAAGAGCAAAGUCACGGAGUCAAAACAACUCAGUUUGUUCCAAAACAAUACAGAGUUGUUGAAACAAGGGGACCUUUAUGCUCAGUGAGAAGUGAGAAGAGGUGUUGUUCAAAGGGGAAAAUUUCUGAUACAGAGAGGACAGUUGGAAUCAGACUUGAAAAUGAAGGUAGGAGGGGACACCAGCUGGAACCUGACCUAUCCGAAGAGGUGUCAGCCCGACUCCGCCUGGGCAGUGGGAGCAAUGGCUUACUCAGGAGGAAAAUGUCCAUACUUGAGACAAAAGAAAAACAUUGCUCAGGCAAAGAGAGGGAUAAAAGGAUGGAUGAUCUUCUUGAACUUACAGAGGACAUGGAAAGGGAAAUCAGUAAUGCCCUAGGUCAUGGCCCACAGGAUGAGGUCCUAAGUAGCGCUUUCAAGUUGCGAAUCACUCGAGGUGAUAUCCAGACCUUGAAGAACUACCACUGGCUCAAUGAUGAAGUCAUUAAUUUUUACAUGAAUCUUCUGGUGGAAAGAAACAAAAAACAAGGGUAUCCAGCACUUCACGCAUUCAGUACUUUUUUCUAUCCCAAAUUAAAGUCUGGUGGUUACCAAGCAGUGAAAAGAUGGACCAAAGGGGUCAAUCUCUUUGAACAGGAACUUAUUCUGGUGCCUAUUCAUCGGAAGGUACAUUGGAGCCUGGUGGUGAUAGACCUAAGAAAAAGGUGUCUUAAAUAUUUGGAUUCUAUGGGACAAAAGGGCCACAGGAUCUGUGAGAUUCUCCUUCAGUAUUUACAGGAUGAAAGUAAGACCAAAAGAAAUAUUGAUCUGAAUCUUUUAGAGUGGACCCACUACAGCAUGAAGCCACAUGAGAUUCCUCAACAGUUGAAUGGGAGUGAUUGUGGAAUGUUUACUUGUAAAUAUGCAGAUUAUAUCUCUAGGGACAAACCUAUCACAUUUACUCAGGUGAGUGGAGCCCCCUCCUCACCCACUUACUUGUUAUCAAAGAAGAUGAACUCCAAGCGGGUUCCCGGUGCCUGGUGCACAGUAAGGUCUGAAGAAUGGCCCCUGUGCCACCGCUCUUGCUCUUGUAACCCUUGGCCGUGGCCCUGCUCCUGCUGGGAUCAGGGUUUGGCACUGCAUCUGCUCUUAGGUUUCUCCUCCUUUUUGGUGACCAGUGAGGCGGUUUGCCUAUCUCCGAACUCCAGUGUUCACUAGCUCCUGAGUAUUACUGGUAUUUUUGGCCAAAGGAGGAGGUAAGUAAGAGUGUGUGUGACAGCCCGGGGAAAUCAGGCCUUGUGAGAAGGUAAGCUGCGGGUCUGAGCUAGAACUACAAAUACUGCCUUCCCCUUCUGUGCUGGUUACUUGAGGUUCUCCGGGGCUCUGUAUUUGAGCGGGAAUUCGAGUGUGUUGGGAACUCUUGAGAACUUAUGUUUGUAAUAAUAGAUUCUCAACCGUUUUAUAACUGAGUCAGGACAACCCCCUUUAAAAUAUAUUUUUCUUCAGCAGACCUCAUUUGGGUAGAUGUUGUCUACCAGACUACUUACUGAAUAGGACUGAUAACCCUAUUCCAAGCUGGUGAGCAAUAUGAAGUAACUAGGGCUCCCAUGCUGAAUCACUACAAUUCUAGUCUAAAAUAAAGGCACUUUUUAUUGGUUAGUUUUAGUAGUUUUACUAAGAAUAAAUGUGAUUUUUUUUUUCUACUCUAUGUUUUGAACUAUUUAAAAUAACUUACACAUCCAUGUAUUAAGACUUUUUAGGCCCCUCCAGGUAGGAAAUCACUAGUUUGUAGUAAAGUGAUAUAUCCAUCUUAUAAUGAGAUACCAGGAGUACCUCAAGGGUGUGAACUUCUGAUUUCAUCAAAAAGAGGACUAGUUGAGUUACAGGUAAUUUUGGAUUUGUCUUGUGUGUUGCUGCUUUGAAAAUUGGCCCAUGUAGUGAUUAUCAUAAAGCAGAAUAAUAUAUUGAGCAAAGCCAUUUCCUUCUUUGAUGCUUCUAAAUAACAAGGAGUUAUUUGCUCUCUGAACCUACUGACGUGAGAUUUGAAGGACAGAAGUUGCCAUUUGAACAGAAUUGACAAUGUAUAACAUUUGGUAAAACAGGGAGAAAUUUUUGAAUGUUUUUUCCUUUAUUUAAAUAGAGUUCAUGUUUUUCUCGAAAAAGCAAAAUACGUUCAUUUUAGAAUGUUCUGUAAGUAUAUGUAAGUAGAAAAGUUUCGUAUUAUGCUACCACUUGGGUGUUUCCAUUUUGGUUCACGUCUUUGUGCUAUGACAUAGUUGUGGGAUUCUAUUGUAUAAUUCUGCAACCUGCUUUGAUUUUCCUUAACAUGUAAAACUGCUUCUGAUACAGACAAUAUAAUAAGAACAUUAUAACCUCAUCUUUGGCUUUGUAAGUCUGAACCAUGACAUAAAAGAGUCAAGGCUUCUGUAAAGGACAUGGUUUAUUUACAUGAUUGUGCCUCGAGGGUUUUACUGUGUGGCAUAUGAUGUGUUGUUUG